Messenger RNA from Ipomoea nil (Japanese morning glory), 1137 nucleotides. RefSeq names its product peptidyl-tRNA hydrolase, mitochondrial-like. The record is from RefSeq and is a predicted model, not a curated record. The transcript is spliced from 8 exons. Bases 48 to 875 code for a protein of 275 amino acids. Lineage: Eukaryota; Viridiplantae; Streptophyta; Magnoliopsida; Solanales; Convolvulaceae. Gene Ontology annotation, molecular function: peptidyl-tRNA hydrolase activity.
UUCAAAUCGGAUUUCAACGCCCCAACUUUUUGACGAGAAGGUCCGUAAUGAAUCGGAUUUCAACGGCGACCGCCCUUCUCCGUCUGGGCCGCCGUCUCUUCUCCCCCUCCCCCUCCGCCUCCUGGGCCAAAAUCUUGUUUUGCUCGUCCUACUUAACGCGGUUGAACUGCAGUCCUACCGGAAUCAUUACUCAUCAAUUUUCGCAUUCAAUGCCUACCUCGGCGGCCGGUCCACCUUCGCCGACUCCAUUUGAGCCCAAACAGGAGAAACCGAAGCCAAAGCCCCAGCCUUGGCUCAUUGUCGGCCUCGGAAAUCCCGGCAAACGGUUCAACGGCACUCGCCACAAUGUUGGUUUUGAGAUGGUGGAUACAAUAGCUGAAGCCGAAGGGAUAUCAAUGAGCAGUGUUUCCUUCAAAGCCCUCUUUGGAAAAGGUUUUAUUGGAGAGGUUCCGGUCAUACUUGCUAAACCCCAGACUUUUAUGAAUUUGAGCGGUGAGUCUGUUGGAGCAAUUGUUUCAUAUUACAAGAUUCCACUGAAGCAAGUUCUUGUGAUUUUUGAUGACAUGGAUUUGCCUUAUGCAAAGUUGCGGUUAUUGCCUAAAGGUGGACAUGGAGGACACAAUGGGAUGAGGAGUGUUAUCGAUCGCCUCAAAGGUAGCCGUGAUUUUCCUCGUUUAAGAAUAGGAAUUGGAAGGCCCCCAGGGAGAAUGGAUCCUGCAAGUUAUGUUCUCCGGCCAUUUAAUAGAGAAGAACGUGCAGAGCUUGAUUUUACAUUACAAAAUGGCUUGGAGGCAGUGAGAAUUCUAGUGCUCGAGGAUUUUAACAAAAGUGCAACAUUUGUUAACAGUGCGAAACCUUUGGAACAAUUUAGUUAAGUUUGUUAAUUUUACAGUAUUCAUUUGGGCAGAAAGCAAUGAAGGGUCAUGGAGGAAGGUUAUAUUUGUGGUUGGUAGAAACACAUCUGCUACUAUACACACUAUAUUGAUUGAACAAUAGGCUAGAAAAAGGUCUUGUCUUUCAUUUUUGGAGAGACAUUUUCAGAUUAUUUAUUUUAUCACUAGUAUUAUUCUCAAUAUGUUUUACCAACCGAUAUUCAAUUCUUUUUCAACGGUAAUGCAUUGCUAUAAUCUUCAUUGA